Molecule: messenger RNA, 4763 nt
Organism: Cimex lectularius (bed bug)
Lineage: Eukaryota; Metazoa; Arthropoda; Insecta; Hemiptera; Cimicidae
Product: mediator of RNA polymerase II transcription subunit 1-like
Exons: 12
Coding region: 227-4675 (1482 amino acids)
Biological process (GO): regulation of transcription by RNA polymerase II
Cellular component (GO): mediator complex
Molecular function (GO): transcription coregulator activity
Source: RefSeq, a predicted model, not a curated record
CUCGUUAAGGUUUUCCCAGUUGGUACUCGGUCGAACGCAAAACGGCUACGCCUCGGCUAUUUUCCAGUGGCAGUCGCUUUUCUCUUUCCGAGCCGGGGGAAUUGAACAAAAACGGAAGUUUGAUGGACGGGUGCUUCGCCGCCUCCCGCCGGAAACGGCCCAACGAUGGACGCCCCGCUUUCCAAACGGCCGCCGAAAUGGAAACUAGGACCGACUAGUCGGCCGAAUGGAGGGCUUGAUCCCCUCUUCCAUCCCCUCCCUUAAAGGGAGGGACAAGAGCAAAGAAUGGCAGAUGGAGAUGUUGAUGGAGAAGUUAAGAGCAAAGUCAAAUCAGUAUAGAUCUUUCUUUGAAAGUUCCAAAACUCUGAGGCUGACUAUGCUCGAAAAACGGUAUCCUAUAGACAACAUUGAACGUUCACAUCUUCAAAAAUGCCUUGACACUUUGCAACAGAACAUCAAAGUUACAACACACCAGGCAAUGAUCGAAAGGCUAGAAAGUGUCACAAGGCAGCUCGGUUUAAAAUUUGUAACUGGACCGUCUGGGCUUGAUCUUUUCAUUUCUUCAGAUAUGUUUUAUUUAGAAGUAGUUCUAGAAAUGAACGGUGGAGUUAAAGAUGUCAAAAUACAUCAUGAAGGCCAUGGCGAGCAACAAAGCUGUGAUGAAUUGGUAGCCUGCCUGACAAGAAGGGAUUUUGCAGAUUUUACAGCCCAACUUGAAGGAUUUGCGUCAAUUUAUCAAAUAAACGCUGAGAAAAAGGUAAAAUGUAAAGCUUAUGACGCUCUGACAUCAUUAGAAACCGAUCUUCUAACCCUGGCAUCCCUUCACUCUUACAUAAACGACACUUUAACAAUGAUACAUCAGUCACCAGUCGGUUAUUUGGAAAAGAGAAGGGGAGGCCAUGCGAUGAAAUUAACAUUUUUUGUUUCUCCGUACGAUUUACUGGAUCCCAUGACCCGUACUGUUAGAAAGUUACCUACAGAAGGGAAGCUCGGCUUUGGCCAGUCCGUUUCCGUCUGCAUGGAAAGCUCUUCAGCCCACAAACUUCAAACUGCACCUCUAGUCACUAUUAACCGAGAUAAUAAUUGGCCCUGUUAUGCUCCUCUCAGCCCAUCUAACAGCUUGACAGUUACAGGAUGUUUUGUAUUGACUCUCAAUAAACCGAUGCCACUAUGUCUAUCACUUAUUAACAGCAUUCAAGCUGUCACUCAGUUGGAAUGCGCAGAUGUAAGCAGAUCUCAUCCGAUAUUGAGCUUAAUCUCACAACAUAUAUCAGAAGGCAAAGCAGACUCGGCAAACGGACGAGGCCUCUUUGUGAAUGUAGGGGACCAACAUCACUGUUACUUGAUGACUGAAGGAAGGGGCUUAGAUGCCGUGUUAGUUUCAAGUAUACCUUUUACACAUCCGAACCACGUACCCCAGAUUAUAACAUAUCUAAGACAGCAGGCCUUGUUCAAUGCUGUCGUCGCUAGCUGUGUCAGACCAAAUACAAAACAAGAUUUAGAGAGCAUGAUCAUGCUUGAAGUGACCCCUCUCUCCUGGCAACACCUCAGCAUUUCCCUCGAACACCCAGUUGAAGAGAGCAUGGCAACUGUCGAGAUCGAUUUGACAAGCAUAGACAGGGUAACGUGUAAAGUUUAUACGUCUGGUGAAUCUGGCUCUACUUCAUCGGAAUAUGCAACGACAGUUUUUCAAAGAUGCCUUUCAAUACCCGUUACAAUGAGGUCUCUAAUAAAACAAUGGAAUGCCCAGAGUCAGAGAAUGACCAAUUUUUAUAAUGGGCUUGGAGGGAGCACCGGAGGUAGUGGACAAGGCGGGAAUCAGGGUGGGAAUGAUUUCACCCCGGAUGUGAAAAUUAAGCUAGAACCGGGGUUAAGCUUGGUACACCAAGGCGGUUCUUUUGAUGAUUCCCCUGGUGGCGGCUUUGACAGUUUUUCAUCUGGCCCGAUGGAAACUUCCGAGCUGUCUAUAAGCCAGACUUCGAUAUCGUUUCCUGAUCUCCAGGGAAAAAACUUCCUUGGCCUACUUGAUACUGGAAGUGGAGGGUCUGGGAUGGCAAGUAGCGAACGGAAAAAAAGGAAAAGAAGAUCAGGCGAUAUAUCUUGGAGAAGCGACAAGGACAGUUCUAGUAAUGAUUCGACUCCUCUGGGAACACCGACUUCCCGGGAGCCAGUCGAACUUCCAACACCUACUUCUAGUUCUGGGUUAGAAUUUUCAACUCUCUGUGAUCUUGAGAACUCUACAACUUGUGAUAAAGCUUCAGAUUUAGAUAUAGAAGAAGUAAUUAUUGGUAACCCUCCUGAAAUUGAAGAUGUGGAAGAGAUUUUAAAAGGUAAUAUCAAAAAGGUAAAAAAGUCAAAAGACGAAAAGAAAUCAGCCUCGGAUAUUCUUUUUGACUUGGAGAAUAAAAAUCUUGUACCCCCUUCAGUUUCCAUAACGCCAAUAUCCUCGUCAUCGAUGACAACUCAUAAUUUCAAUUCCAUACUUUCUGGAAUGGGCUUAGAAAGGAGACCGGGUAUUGAGAUCAUUCCAAUUUCUUCAGCAGCUCCGGCCCCGACACAAAGUUCUAUUACAAUAACGCCUAUCUCGUCAAAAAACGUAUCAGAGGAACGGUCAAAAGACCGUAAAAGCAGCAGAAGUAGAGAAGAUAAAGCCAGGACGGAUAGGAAAAGAAAGAGAAAAAGAGAAGACAGUCCCAUGGGCCCACCGGAAAAAGUACCCCCGAAGCCAGACCCUUUAUCUAAACCUGUUUCAGUCAGUAUUAAACCAGCGGAUUCUUCAUCUCCGAGCCCUUCUUCUCCAGCAUCGGGAAACAUUAGAAAAUAUUCUAGUAGCCCGACCAGUUCAAACCAAUUAGUACUAGUGGCAAAAUCAAGUCCCUCUAGUGCUUCCAAAUCUUCUAAACAAAGCCCAAAACAUUCUCCCGCUUAUGGUACAUCUAGUCCAAAAAACAGUUUAACUUCUAGUCCCAAGCAUGGGACUUCUUCUCCAAAACACCAGUCAUCAUCUUCGUCGGGUAAACCCAGUCUUUCGACUUUAAAAUCAGCUGUGAGCUCACCUAGCAAGGAGAAAAGCAAAAGUAAAGAGGGCAAAGACAAGGACCGGAAGGGUUUUUCCUCAGGCCAUUCCAGUCCUAAAUUAAAAUCUUCCUCUGUGAAAAUCAAACAACUCGAUUUGACGAACAUUGACGUGCCUCAGUCGUUGCAAACAGGGGGCACCACACCUCCUCAGACAGGAGAUGGGGGUAAGUCCUCCUCAGGGCAGUCAAGAAUCAAAAAAAAUUCAUUAUCCGCAGUAAUUGACAAACUCAAGUCAGCACAAUCUUGCGGAGAAGGAGAAACCAUUAAAGAAAAAAAGGAAAAAAGUGGCGGCGGCAGCAGUAGUAGUUCGAGUAAAUCUGAUGUAAAGGCAAGUACUACAGGAAAUAGUGGUAACAACAACAACAAUAGUGGGAGUGGUGGAAAACCUGGUGAAAACAAAACAGGUGAAUACAUGGUGAAACCGAGUUCUGAUGGUAUGAAAAUAACAAUAAACAAAACAAGAACUAAAGAUUCAAAGGCUAAAUCAUCAUCUUCAUCAUCGUCUUCUGGAUCAGGUUCACCAAAAACAGUCAGUUCGAAUAAACCUGGAGCUUCAAGCAGCAGCAGUAGUAGUGUUAGAAAAACUCAUACUACAAGUCAGAAGAGUAGCUCACCUGGAUUGAAAUCUUCAAGCGGAUCUUCAUCUAGUUCUUCAGCCUCCUCUACAUCUUCAACAUCAUCUUCUUCCUCCAACUCUAGUUCUAAAAGAUCAGGCUCGUUAACCAGUUUGCUAAAGACAUCUGGAAAAGGUGGCAGUUCUCCAAAGACCUCUUCGGAUCAGAGUAGAGUAAGGGAAAAGCCAAAAUCAAAGAGUUCUUCUGAGAAGUCAGUCUUCUCUUCGUCAAAAACUGAUGCUAAGAAAAUGAGCCCACUCAGAGAUGAAAAUGAUUUCAAAAAUCAAACCUUGAUUGUAGAAGGGUUCAUAAAACAGUUGGAUGCGAAAUAUCACAUACCAAAAUUAUCAGCAAGAAAUUCUAAUCAAGAUGAUAAAAAGGAAAAAACAAGCAGUGAGAAAUCUUCGGAUUCUCCAAAGGAGAGGUACCAAAGGAGUGAAGACCAAAAACCAAAAGGCACUUCCUCUAUUUCUGUAUUGAGUCCAAAAGUGUCCACUAAAGGCACAGAAGGUGCAGAGACUUCUAAUAUCUCAAUCAUCCCAGUAAAAUCGACAGAAGAUGCCGGCUCGACGGAUGACACACUCAGUAGUCUUAAAAUUGAGUUACCCAUAUCCACAAUGUCAUUUAUUGAGCAGCAGCCUCCUGAGUUGAUUAACGAGGAAGAUUACAUUUCAAGGCCUCUUUCCUCCAAUUUGCCUUGCACUGUUCAAGAAGCGGCUGAGAUGCUUUUGGACUUUUCAGCCCCCGGCAAGGGGGAUAAGCUUAUGAUGCUGAGGAAUACACCGCCGCCUCCACCAUUACCUCUUCCCCCUCUGCCACCCGCAUUUCCAGGUUCGCCAUCCGUUUCUGUUCACAUUGUAAAAUCGCCAGCUCCUGUUGGCAGAGAUCUCCCAAACAUGGUCAUACCAUCUCCACAUUCGCCUUCCUCUUGUAUCACUGAUGACGAACUUAUGGACGAAGCAGUCGUCGGGAUGGGAAAGUGAAACUAUAAUAAGAACAUGUUUGUGUUAGCUUCUUUUAAAUACUUACAUGUUUGCUUUAAUGUACGGAAAGAUAGAUAAAUCAAUUUUU